Brassica rapa (field mustard) is the source of this 1674-nucleotide messenger RNA. Its product is annotated as receptor-like kinase TMK2. Gene Ontology annotation, molecular function: ATP binding; protein kinase activity. Gene Ontology annotation, biological process: protein phosphorylation. The record is from RefSeq and is a predicted model, not a curated record. NCBI's taxonomy places the organism in Eukaryota, Viridiplantae, Streptophyta, Magnoliopsida, Brassicales, Brassicaceae.
AUGGCAGCCUUGAGGGCGUCUUUGCAUCGUCCAAACGAUAUUGAUUGGACUAGCUCAGAUUACUGUACUUGGACUGAACUGGAUUGUGACAAUAACAGCCGCGUCACAGGCAUACGGCUCUCCAACAAAGGAUUCGCAGGAAGCCUACCUCCGGAGUUAGUUAACCUGACAGCUCUGCAAGUUUUCGAGAUAACGGGCAAUCAGAUUUCUGGAAUCAUUCCUACAGGGUUUACUGAGCUGCAGUCUCUGCAAGUGGUUUCUCUCUCCAGUAAUUUGCUUCAGGGACCAACGCCAAACUUUAACUCGAUGGUUCGAGUUGAGAUGAGUCUAGGCACGAACACUUUUUGUUUAGAUUCUCCUGGCUCUCCAUGUGACCCCGUCGUUCAGACUCUCCUUUCUAUUGCUGGGGGAUUUAACUAUCCCCUAGAAUUUGCAAAGAGCUGGAAAGGGAACAACCCAUGUCGGGAUUGGUUUGGCAUAACCUGUAAAGAGGGUCGAAUCGUUGCUUUCGGCGUGCCAUUCAGACAACUACCAGGUAGUAUCUCUCCAGGGUUUGGAGACCUCGACUCUCUUCUGUUGAUUGACCUGUCGUAUAACCAUUUGGCUGGUACUAUUCCCGUUGAGAUAACCAAGUUGAAGGAACUCAGACUCCUGGACGUUUCCUACAAUCAGCUUCACGGAAAGCUCCCAGAAUUCAAGAUAAAAAACGGGAAGCCAGUGAUAAAUACUAAAGGAAAUUUGGAGAUUGGGACUGACAUCAGUCCGGGGGCUCAUUCACGUAAGGGAAACAAGAAUAUCAAAAUCCUCGUGGGAAGUUUGACUGCGAGUUUGGUUAUCGUGUUGCUGGUUGUCGCGGGGUUCAUUGUUUAUCUGGUUUAUAAAAUGAAGAAGGAUCUCAUGCAGUCUUCUGAGCACAUCGAGAUCGACAUGGCUGAGCAAAACGAGAUCGAGAUGCUUGAGCACAACGAGAUCGAGAUGCGUGAGCACCACGAGAUCACUAUGGCUGAGCACAAUGAGAUCAUCGAGAACAAAGCAAUCCCAAUGCAGAUUCUCAGAGUUGCAACAAACAACUUUGGAGUUGAGAAUUUACUCGGAGGAGGCGGGUUUGGAUCUGUAUACAGAGGUACACUGCAAGAUGGAAGGGAUAUUGCUGUUAAGAAGAUGGACCAAGCGGAUUUUGCCGGUAAAGGCCUCAAAGAAUUUGAAUCCGAGGUCACUGUUCUAACCAAGGUUCAUCACCGCAACCUAGUGUCUCUUUAUGGGUAUUCCAUUGAAGGAAACGAUAGGCUAGUAGUCUAUCAGUACAUGCCCCAAGGCACAUUGAGCAAACAUCUGUUUCACUGGAGUGACCACAGUUUGAGACCACUCGACUGGACUACACGCCUCAAUAUUGCGUUGGAUGUCGCUCGAGCAGUAGAGUAUCUCCAUACGCUGGCUCUCCAGAGCCAAAGCUACAUCCAUAGGGACUUGAAACCGCCGAACAUUCUUCUCGGGGAUGAUUUACGAGCCAAAGUAUCUGACUUUGGAUUAGUGACUGCUACUGAAGAAGACAGGGAAUCAGUCAAGACCAAGUGUCGUGGGACACCCGGUUACAUGGCACCCGAAUAUUGUAUAGUUAUCUUAUUCCUCUGUCAAUUAUCUAUAUUUGAUUGUGUAAUUUAUUUUGGAAACUAA